UUUAUAUUUGAAUUUCCACCAUUGAGAUAGGGUUCUAAGUUUUAGUCUAGACAUUGAGAAGAUGAAAACUCUUCUAGACAUGCAAUUUUUUUUCUCUAUCUACGAUCAAUUUAUUUGUGGGUUUAUCUCUUCAUAAAGGGAAAAAAACAAGUCACGAGCAAAAUGAUGAGUGCUGGAAAUCUUACAAGGUAAACAUAAAUAGAAGACAUUUAAUGAUGAAAGAAACUGAAAAUCUUAUAAUUUAGGAGUGAAGAAAUACUGGGCACACGCAAUUAUUAGUAUAGUUUUUUUAAUGGAGAAACGAAACAGAGAUGAUUAUGAAAUAGCAAUUUCUACUCAUUGCGAGCUUUAGGCAAUGAAAAGCAAUUAGGAAGAGCCACGAUUUCAAAGUCAAAAAACUAUAUGUACUUAUAUGUAAUCAUGAAGUGUUCCCUAUUCCCUUCUAAACUAGUCCCACCCAUUCCAUUUGCUUUGAAUUUUUUUUAUUUUUUUCUGGGAGUCCUUAGUCCCACCCACCCACCCAUUCAUCAUUCAUCCACUUUAUUUCUAGCAUUAAAUCCCCUUUUUUUUUCUUUUUUUUUUGUUCUCUCUCGAGUUUUUUUGUCCAUUAUACAUCAAAGCAAGCAUCAUCAUCAAGAUACCGGCUUCCAACAAAGAAGUAUAAUUAUUCUAAUGGAUUUUAGGUAUGGCAAAAAUAAUGCUAACCGAGAGACACAUAGUCUAGUCUGAAGAGAAAGCAGGGCCUCUAGCAAUGCCCUUUUUGGCUCCUAUCAUCAAAUAUGUUUUUGGAAAUGAAUUCAAACUUACCAUCCAGACAACCUGGAAUUACUCUUCUUCAAUAACCUAUAAAAAUCCUUUCCUCUAAUUUUGUUCUUUCCAUGUUUGCUCUCACAAAGACCAUAUCUCCAGCCAUUUUUAUCUAGAACCAAAGAGCUAAAGAAACCCACACACUGAAACUUUACCAUGCACUUCAGAUAGCCUUUCACACCCCCAAAAAGUUAAUCACCUCCAGGCUCUCCAUCAGUAUUCUUUUUUACCAGAUGGGGGUAGCAACAUCAUCCAUGGCAGCAAAAUUUGCUUUCUUUCCACCAAAUCCACCAUCUUACACCAUAUUAGUGGAUGAAGAAACCGGAAAACUUAGGCUCUCAUCAGAUACACUCCACCAGAGGGACAACGUGGAUGUUUUGAGAUUAUGUACCAAGAAAGGCAAUGAGAUUGUUGCCAUGUAUGUGAAGAAUCCAUCAGCUUCAUUGACAGUGUUGUAUUCUCAUGGCAAUGCUGCUGAUAUUGGCCAGAUGUAUCAUAUUUUCACUGAACUUAGCUUGCAUCUCAAUGUUAAUCUUAUGGGGUAUGAUUAUUCUGGCUAUGGACAGUCUUCUGGAAAGCCAAGUGAGCAAGACACGUAUGCUGAUAUAGAGGCUGCAUUUAAAUGCCUUGAAGAGACAUAUGGAGUGAAGGAGGAAGACAUUAUAUUGUAUGGCCAGUCGUUAGGGAGUGGACCUGCUCUUGAAUUGGCUACUUGUUUGCCUGAAUUAAGGGCUGUUAUUCUUCACAGUCCUAUCCUGUCUGGCCUUCGAGUCAUGCAUCCUAUCAAGAAAACAUUCUGGUUCGACAUUUACAAGAAUAUUGAUAAAAUCCCGCUAGUCAAUUGCCCAGUUCUUGUAAUUCAUGGAACAGAAGACGAAGUUGUGAAUUUCUCUCAUGGGAAGCAGCUGUGGGAGCUUUGCAAAGAGAAGUAUGAGCCAUUGUGGCUUAAAGGAGGAAACCACUGCAAUCUGGAACUCUACCCAGAAUACUUGAAGCAUCUCAAGAAGUUCAUAUGUGCCAUCGAAAAAUUGCAACCGCGUCUUAGAAAUGUAUCAGCCCAAAGUACUGAUCAACCUGAACAACCCUUGAAUACUGCAGAACACAAUGCGGAGAAGCCAAGGCCAAGCACAGAUCAUAAAGAGAAGGCAAGGCCUAGUAUUGGACACAAAGAAAAAUCCAGGCUAAGCACAGACAGUAGAGAGAAAGCAAGAGCCAGCACUGACAGAAGAGAAAGGGCACGAAAGAGCAUUGAACGCAUGGCCAAAGCAAGAAAUAGCACGGAUCAGCCAGAGAAAGCUAGGAACAGCUUCGACCGGUUGGGAGACAUGGUGAGGUCUGUUGGAUUGUGCAAUGUUGAUUGUCUGAAGCAGACAGCUGCCGAGGCCUGAUCGAUCAGGUUAAGGUCAGCAAUCCUAUAUGAGCCAUCUUCUAUUCUUCUAUCUAUUACAGUUACCUUGUGGAUUCUGAAGUCUUUGAGAAAGCUCCAGCUUGAUAAAUCAAAUCAUGUUGCUCCUAAAUAGUCCUGGAUCACUUCAGCAAAAAAGAGAAAUUCCUUUGCUGCGGCUGUUUGCGCUUUCAAAAUAGCAUCUAAGCAAGGGGAGUAUGGUCAGCCAGCAAUCAUCAACUAUCCCCUACAGCUUUUUAGUCUGGUGAUUGCUGGUUGGUUCUUAUUGAUUUUAUUAUCCUUAUUUUCAUAACCCUCCUCGUCCAAUUUGCUGUUUGCCUUUUCCUGUCGAUCUUUUAUGUGAAUUCUUGUAGCUGAAAUGACUACAAGUGCUGUGGCUAUUCAGUGAAAUAAUUUCAUAAAUAUAUUUAGUAGAAUUAAACA
Molecule: messenger RNA, 2635 nt
Organism: Populus nigra (black poplar)
Lineage: Eukaryota; Viridiplantae; Streptophyta; Magnoliopsida; Malpighiales; Salicaceae
Exons: 7
Coding region: 1041-2195 (384 amino acids)
Source: RefSeq, a predicted model, not a curated record